AUGCUCGCGCCGGGACCCCCUCAUCACCGCAUCCGUCUCAUUCUCGGCAUCAUCGCCAUCGUCGCUCUCCUCGCCUACUCGACCCCCGCUUUCAAGAUCAGACUCGCCGAGAUGGCCUCCUCCGCCGCUGUCACCGCCGACCCCAUCCCGCAGCUCGCCGUGACGCUGGCGCAAGUCCCGGGCGCGCACCCGCCGACGCUGCGCGCCACCAUCACCAACAACAACCCCUUUGCCGUGUGCCUUCUCGACUACGACUCGCCCGUCGACGCGCUCGCCAUCGCGCUCGGGCUAGUCGAGCUCACGCCCAGCUCGCCCGCCGACGCCGCGCCGGUCCAGCCCGUGGACCCCAUCCGGCCCAACCGCCCAUGGCCGCCCAAGGUCGACUACUUGGUGGAGGUGCCUGGCGGCGGCGGCGCGGUGGUCUCGGAGGACAUUGCCCUGCGGGCGGCCUACGUGCCGUACGGGGAGCUGGGGGCUCGGUUCUUUGCGCGGAUGAGGGGCCCGUGGCGCGCGGUGGUGGCGAUGCGGAAGAGCGAGAUCACGGAGGAGUUUCUGGAGCGCAUCCCGGAGAGGCCGAAUACGUACCAGGGCACGUACGAGUCGGAUAGGAUUGAGAUUACGGUGGAUUCGGCAGCGGCGGAGCUGAAGUGA
Molecule: messenger RNA, 651 nt
Organism: Cordyceps fumosorosea ARSEF 2679
Lineage: Eukaryota; Fungi; Ascomycota; Sordariomycetes; Hypocreales; Cordycipitaceae
Exons: 1
Coding region: 1-651 (216 amino acids)
Source: RefSeq, a predicted model, not a curated record